UUUCGCUUUCUCCGCUGCUGCACCGGUUUCUCUUGUCCUCUACAGUGCAAGCUAUUUGUUAUAAUUGUUUAAGUUUCUGUUGUGCCUGUUGUACCUGUGACACAUUUAUCAGCAGGUAUAUUGUGCAGUGUGUACUCAACGCUACUAUGCAAAGAAAGGCGGAUAUUCCCUUUGUGGACUCACUUCAUUGAUGGCUGUGAGCGUCCAUCCUAAAGGCCGUCUUCUCUCUUAUAACUGGAGCUAGUUCCUCAUAUCACAAUGGUCCGGUGAGAUACACCUCUGCUAUUUCAGCGAUUCGGUCGAGGCUGUUUGAACAAUGAAGAUUUGGAGCACGGAACAUGUGUUCAGUUACCCAUGGGAGACGGUGAUCAAAGCAGCCAUGAGGAAGUACCCAAACCCCAUGAACCCUAACGUGGUGGGGGUGGACGUGCUGGACCGCGGUCUGGAUGAAAAGGGACGCCUGCACAGCCACAGACUCCUCAGCACGGAGUGGGGCCUCCCGGGAAUCGUACGAGCAAUUUUAGGAACCAGCCAUACUCAGACGUAUGUGAAGGAACACUCAAUCGUGGACCCAGAGGAGAAAAAGAUGGAGCUCUGCUCAACAAAUAUCACUCUCACCAACCUGAUCUCAGUAGACGAGAGGCUCCUCUACAGACCACACCCCGACAACCCUGACGUUACUGUCCUGACCCAGGAGGCCAUCAUUACAGUAAAGGGAGUGAGUCUAAGCAGCUACCUCGAGGGCAUGAUGGCGAGAAGAAUGUCCGCAAAUGCUAGGAAGGGUUGGGAUGCGAUUGAGUGGAUUAUUCAGAACUCUGAAAGAGAGAACGUGCCUCUCUGUGAUAUUUACUAACUCUGGACUGCAGCUCGGCAGUGACAACGUCUCUUCCCAGCUACGCCUCAUAAACCACAAGGGGGGACUCUCAGCAUCUCGGGAUCCUCUGCAGUGGGUUUUUUUAUACCGGAGGUUUUGUGGGUUUUCACCCUGCUCUCAUCUCUGGAGUCCACGCACUGAAAGCUCAGAGACAAUGUGUGAUGCUGCCAAAGCUGAAUGGAAUCAGAUAAGGAAGUUAGGUGAGCCUGAAUGCUAACUCAGUACUCUAUAACACAUUAACAUCUAUUGAAAUUAGUGAAAGUAAGAAGACCUGGACAGUUUGUUUCUGUCUGCUGAAACAGCACUAAUGCCGAAAGGUGGUCCUUUGUAGAGGAGCUGCAUUAACAUCAUGAUUAUAACAUUACUACCCCACAUUUCCUUUGCUCCCAUGGCAUAUCUUAGCAUUCUUUAAAAGUGAUACAGAAAGUACACGGGCACAGUUUGACGAAAACAAUGUAUGGUACAACGACAAUAUGCAACAGAUUUUUUUACUUUCAUUUUGAACUGCUGUGAGUCUUCUGUCAUGUCAAACACUGGUGACUCCUGCAGCAGGAGUUCAGUCAAAAAGUUGCUUCUGGUGCUUUUAUGUGUUUAAAGAGGCACAAAGUGUAGAAGAUAUGUUUGCAUGCAUUAUAGUCAAAAAGAAAGUUGGAUGAGUAAGAGGGGUUAUAAAAGACAAUGGCUGUGUGUGAAAUCAACCACUAUUCACAAUAUAGUCCACUCUAUAAUGAGUUCACCAUUCUCUAAUGCAAAUGUUUAAUGAUAAUAAAGUAGACUAAAAUAAUCUAUCACAAAAUGCACCUGAAAAGUCUGUACCACUGGAGGUUGUUAUUAACCAAGGACUACUUUAUUUAUUUGUUUAUUUGAUGGGGACAGAACACAGAAAUGACCAUCAGUGUUCAAAUGCAGCAUGUCAACUUAAUGCUAAAAAAAAUGCUACGUCCGUACUUUUACUGCUGUCAGUUUGGGGGAUUUUUUUGUGAUCAGCACUUUUUCGUUCUUACAACUCUCUUUAUAGUAAGCAGGGAAUAAGUGAAUGAUAUCAAACACAGCCAGUUAGUAGUGUGGUAGCUAGCUAGCAUUGUUGCUAGCUAUAAAAUCACACAUUUAGCUUUAGAUAGAUAAGAAUUCAAGGAAAUAAUAAUUUUGAAGUCAGACUAAAAAAGAAAUUGGGAAUGUACCUUUAACAUUGCCUUCUUUUUCAGCUGUUAAGGUAACAAUACACUGGCAACUUUUGUUUGAUGGGAAAUGACUAAAUAUUCUGUCAAACCAGUUGAUUGUACUGGGUUAGUAAAGGGAGUCAGGAUGGCAUGUUUAGGCUUGGUAUCACUGAAGUAAAAAGUUAGUUUGAUUGCCUUUGUGGGCCGAGUUAUGGAUUUAUGUAGCCUUAAGACAAUACUUGUGUAUUAUUGCCUUGGCAGCUUUAUCUUUCAUGCCUUUGCCAGUCAUCACAUCAAGCUCUCAAAUGUUGAAUUUCUCUAAAAGCUACCUGAAGCCCUGAGGAGCAGGGCAGUGUUUGUACUGUAUGUGCAAUCCUGCAGUGGGAGAUGCACACAAUUACAGAGACUAAUAAAUCACAUUUCUAUAUCAAAUGAAUAAUAUUUACACUAUAUUUGUAUAAAUUUUAUUUAUUUGAUUACUUUGUGUAACCAGCACAGAUGUAUUAUAUUGUUUGUAUCUUCUUGACUGUCAUUGCUUUUCUAAUUUAUGUUUUGACUUCAUCUGUUGUCUGACUGCCACAAUUAAAUGUAUUGUUUGAGAGAA
This is a messenger RNA of Labrus mixtus (cuckoo wrasse), 2638 nucleotides long. RefSeq names its product PRELI domain containing 3A (gene prelid3a). Bases 317 to 853 code for a protein of 178 amino acids. Gene Ontology annotation, biological process: phospholipid transport. Gene Ontology annotation, molecular function: phosphatidic acid transfer activity. NCBI's taxonomy places the organism in Eukaryota, Metazoa, Chordata, Actinopteri, Labriformes, Labridae. The transcript is spliced from 7 exons. The record is from RefSeq and is a predicted model, not a curated record. Gene Ontology annotation, cellular component: mitochondrial intermembrane space.